This is a messenger RNA of Meleagris gallopavo (turkey), 1338 nucleotides long. It is a transcript of the gene PIGX, whose product is annotated as phosphatidylinositol glycan anchor biosynthesis class X. Gene Ontology annotation, cellular component: endoplasmic reticulum membrane. Lineage: Eukaryota; Metazoa; Chordata; Aves; Galliformes; Phasianidae. Gene Ontology annotation, biological process: GPI anchor biosynthetic process. The record is from RefSeq and is a predicted model, not a curated record.
GGGCAGCUCCGGCCCUGAGGUGAGGCGGGGCCACGCGGGGCGGCUCCAAGAUGGCGGCCGGGCGGUGGCGGCGGGUGCUGGUUGUGCUGCUCUGUGUCCUCCAUGUACAGGCUGCCUGCCGCGGGAGCGCCGUCUCGCAGGAGCUGCUGAAGGAGGGCUUCCACAGGUUUCAGCACUGUCCCCCAUGGUUUGCUUUAAGGGAGCUGCUGGUAAAGAUGGAGCUGAAUGGGACGGGGCAGUGGACAGAAGGAUGCACGGUAGCUGCUAGAACUCACCUGCCACGGGGAGUCUACGUGGAUCCCUAUGAGCUGGCAUCGCUGCAGCAGAACAACGUGACGAAGGCAGUGCUAAUUCCUGAUGAUGUUGAUGUGGAGGCUCCUGAGUACUCGGCUACAGACCUUACUGUCCUGCUGUACCUGCAGCCCGACCCUCACUGUUGGCACUGUUUCAGAACAGCACUGCCUGUGCAUGGGCGGUACCACCGGCCAGCAGAAAACAGUGAGGAUGUGUUGGUUGUUCUGAAGAGUGCAGAAAUACUGGUCUGCUGCUGUGACGAGCACCUGUUGCCAGAGUGCUGGCAGCCUGCUGAAGUGGAAUUUCCCUGUUCAGGGAAUAAGGACCACCUCUGUCAGUGGUACAAUGCAACGCACCAACCUGAGUAUGAAGAAUUGAUUCUGCAGAUCCCAGUGGGGCUCACACAAUACGCUUUCUUAGUGUGUGUCAUGACUCUUCUUGCCACCAUUCUCAGUUCCAGCCUGAUUCUUGUUGCUGUAUGCAAAUCUGAAGACUUCUCUCUGGUGACCUGCUUGGAAUAAAGAAGUGCAAAAUGACUGAGCUCCAUCCAGCAAAACUUUACUGUUACUUACAUCUUGGUAAUGCAUGAAGAUGCCAUAAGGGACAGUCAUUCUCUUGCACAAAGGCGGCAGCAGCCAGGAGCUGCAGGAAAAUCUAUCUCCUAUUCCUUAGCUUAGGCCUCAGCCUGCUUUGCUACAGUGCUUCUCCUUGCAGAGGUGUUUGUAUUUCUUGAAUUUAAAUGAACAGACUUGAGAAGGUGGGUGUCAAGGGUAUGAGAAACAUCUCAUCCUUCAAGUUCCUGAAUUUGAAGUUUGUUUACACUGGCCAGAUGGGUGAUACAUGGAUUUGGAAAGAGGCAUUCUUUGCUUACUUGUCACAGUAGAACAGUAGAAAAACAGUCUGUACAACUCUGUAGUAACUGGGGGGGGGGGAUUACCUGCUCUUGCUCAAAUCCUUCAGUUCAAAGAGCUUAGAAAAUCUGAAGGAAAUCUCAUCCUGUAUCUGAAGCUGAAAUAAACCUUGGAAGAUGAAAGCUGGUGAAAA